Penicillium concentricum is the source of this 1011-nucleotide messenger RNA. RefSeq lists its product as uncharacterized. Bases 1 to 1011 code for a protein of 336 amino acids. Lineage: Eukaryota; Fungi; Ascomycota; Eurotiomycetes; Eurotiales; Aspergillaceae. The record is from RefSeq and is a predicted model, not a curated record. The transcript has a single exon.
AUGGAAAACUAUCGCCUCCAUACUGCUCAAAGCAGGCCUGAUCUCUGGGAAAUCCUCAAACUUCCCACACAUCCAUUGAAUGCCGCUUGGCCAAUGUUUAUCGACCAAGACGAAUAUUUUCAACAUUACUGCACCCAACUCGACAAAUUCGAAGCCUUUUCUCCCAUGCAGUUUGCCAUUGUCGAAGUCGAUAUCUGCGGAGGGGAACAUAUCAUUGCUUGUGGACGUUCUGUCCCAUUUUACUGGCCUGACCUGGACAGAAUCGGAGGCAAAAAGGGGCUCCGUCAACAUCCCGAAGUAUUACAUACUCUCCCAGACGAAGGCUAUGAUGGGAUUCUCUCUCGGGCCGUUGAGCAGCAGCUCGCGCGAGAAGGUAUUGUCCAAGAUUCGACUGGACUCAGGCCUUUAUCCGAUCCCGCCAUGACGAGAACAGAGUCACCCAAUGCCCUAUCCGCUAUCUCAAUCACGGUGUCUCCAGAACACCGUUCUCGGGGAUUAGCCGAUAUAUUGAUUAUGGCUAUGAAACAAACAGCAAUGGAUCAAGGUUUUGACACGCUGGUGGUGCCCCUUCGGCCAACACGAAAAUCCGACUUCCCGAUGACUAAAAUGGCGGAUUAUCUAUCAUGGCCAGCGACGGCGGUCCCGAAUCAGGGGAUUUCCAAGACUUUGAGGAAGACGGACCCAAACCUCCCUUUCGAUCCCUGGCUGCGGAAACAUAUUAGGCUGGGAGCUAGGGUGGUAAAAGUGGCUCCGCGGAGUAUGUACGUGGAGGGCAGUGUCGAGGAGUGGCAGCAGUGGACUGGUGUCGAUUUUAGCCGGCUGAUUGGGCGCAAAGAUACCCCUCUGAAACAGGAAGCCAGCUCCGACAAGAUGUACUUAGAAGUUGCCUUUCCGAAGGGACUCGUUCCCCUGCGGUAUUACGUUGCUGAACAACGUUGUGUCUACUUGGAGCCAAAUGUCUGGCUACAUCAUGAGCUUCCUCUUGGCAGCCUUUGUCGGGAUGGGAGAUGA